This is a messenger RNA of Solenopsis invicta (red fire ant), 2743 nucleotides long. Its product is annotated as leucine-rich repeat-containing protein 58. The transcript is spliced from 6 exons. Gene Ontology annotation, molecular function: protein binding. The record is from RefSeq and is a predicted model, not a curated record. Lineage: Eukaryota; Metazoa; Arthropoda; Insecta; Hymenoptera; Formicidae. Bases 388 to 1431 code for a protein of 347 amino acids.
CUCUACGGAGCAUCAUGCAUCGUACACAUGGUACACAUUGAGCUCAAUAUCGUGCAGUUAUUUAUUUUUGUCAUGAUGGAAACUCACAAUAAGUCUGGAUCAUGAGGAUUGGCUGCAACAACGCCUGGCGGGGAGAACGGCUCGAGCGACACGACGAUGAUAGGCGAUGGAUAAAGAGACGACCGUGUCUGAUAAAGCGCAGAUCUCGUGCGGUCGCGAUUCGUGCGCCGCCGAUCUCCGCGUGUUCAUCGUUCCAUUCGCGCCGCUCGUUCGAGAUUUACGCAUUCACGCUACGCAUCGUGUUUUCGGGAAGUGCCAACGGGUGGCUGCCAAAUUUGCCAACGCCAUUGUCUUCCUCGCGGAGCUAAAACAAAUAAUAACUUAGCUAUGGAGAAUUACACAUCGGAUUCCAGCGACUCGGAUUCCGUCAUAAGAUGGAACCUGUCCCAUCAAUUACUGGACAAUGAAGUGUUAGAUAAAAAAUUUCUCAAUACCAAACACCCAGAACAAGUGGACACCUUGUUGUUAAGCCACAAUUCGCUCAUGACUCUUCCCGCCAGUAUCAAUAGAUUCAACAAUCUGAAUUCUCUCGAUAUUUCAAACUGUGGCCUCAUCAGAUUACCAGAUUUUUGGAUACAUUGUCCUUUGACCUGCUUGAUUGCGAAACACAACAAUCUAACCAAUGACGGAUUGGCAAAAGAUUUUGAAAAUCUCGCUAAUUUGAGGGAACUCAAUUUAAGUGGCAACAGUUUCACGGAAUUUCCUGAACAAAUUCUCGACUUACCUGGCUUAAGAUACCUUUAUCUGGGUGGUAAUCAUAUCAACGAGAUUACCAAGGAUAUUUGGAAGCUACAAAGCUUGCGAGUUUUGUCGAUGGGUGACAACAGAUUGACAGAAGUACCGUCCACCCUUGGUGAAUUGAAAGCUCUACAGGCUCUCGUACUUUGUGAUAACAUGCUGGAGAGUCUGCCAAGCUCAAUAGCGAAUUUGACGAAUCUGAAAACCCUAUCGCUUCAUAAGAAUAGACUACGGACGUUGCCUACUGAAAUAAUAACAUUAAAGUGCCUUACAGAGUUGUCUUUACGAGAUAAUCCAUUAGUGGUGAGAUUCGUUUCCGAUAUGACACACAAUCCGCCAUCGUUGCUGGAGGUAGCAGCGCGUGUUAUCAAGAACAGCGAUAUUCGCUACGAUAAUGAAAGUAUACCGCACAAUUUAGUACAAUACCUCAAUAGUGCCCACCAUUGCGUCAAUCCUCAAUGCAAAGGUGUUUACUUUAAUAAUCGCAUAGAGCACAUUAAGUUUGUCGACUUCUGCGGUAAGUAUCGCUUACCGUUGUUGCAAUACUUAUGUAGCAGCAAGUGCAUCGAACCACGCGGCAGCAACGAGGAGCUCGUGAGUGGUGCCAUGAUCAGAAAGGUUCUUCUUGGCUGAUAAGAUUUUAAAGACAUAUUUCUGUAAAUGGAAUAUAUUGACGAUUUUGGGAAAAUUGUGAGGAAAAUUAUUUCUCUACAAUUUUUCACAUUUCAAAGGAGAUACUCCUCAUUUUCUAAAACCUGCGUUUGAUCGAUGAUGCAAAAUUAAAUAGGGAAGUAAAUAUAUUUUAAUAAGUUUUGAGAUGUGCAGAGGAAUGAAAACUAGAACAUGUAAAGUCAUAAAGAUAUCCAGCGGAAAAAUUUCUACAAAAUUUAACACAAAUUUAAAAAAUGCUCUAAAAAUCUACAAAAAGUGCUAAAAUUGGAAUAAUUUUCUUGAUUGUAAUAAUUAAUUAGAUAUUUCAACGAAAAAAUUUCUACUUUCUAUUUUUAGUAGAACUUUGUGUUCAAAAUUUUUAUCUACCAGCUGAUAAUAGGUUACUUAGAAAUGUGUAGAAUGUUAUUGUUCAUUGUAGUUUGACGUAGUUUUAUCGAGAAAUUCGUAAAAAUCGCAAAAACCACGCACUACGAAGGUAUAAAAAAUUACAAAAAUUUACAAUUCUAGUAUUUUCAUAUAGAUUUUUGUAGCAUUUCUCAAACUUGUGUUGAAUUUUGUAAAAAUUUUUCCGCUAGGAUAUAACAUUUUUUACGUCACGUAUUUUCUCUCUCUUUUUCUAUGUCAAAAAUAUUAUAUGUGAAAUGUAAUUUAGUUAAAUAUAUAAGAAAUGUAUUUUAAUAUGACACAAAUAAAGAUUUUCCGUUAUUUUUAAUUCUUUAGUAUUAGAGCUUUGAAGACAGCAAAGUUUGAAUCUAUUUCAAAAAUUUGAAAAGAAUAACAGCAUUUUUUCAUCAAUUUAAGACAUAAAUCUUUUUUAAACUCUUUAUUUUUAAUCCUCGUUUUUUAUUUUAAAAUAUCUAUAAACUGAAAUUACGCUGUUCUAUACAUAUUUACCACGUAACCAUACAUGCUGUGACUAUAUGUUGAAUGAGAAAAAAUGUGUAAAAGCUAGAACGAGCGAUUUAUUUAUUUUGCGCAUGUGCUACAUUAAAUUAAAAAGAAAAUUGAGGAAACGUUUGAAAUACAGAAUAAAUAAUUAAGUUGAAUUGUUAGAGCGAUCCUUUCCGUUUCGAUUGAAAGAUUGGUAUGAUCUCGUUCGAACAUUAAGUUUAUUAAAUCGUAUGUUUUGUUUAUUGGCUUACAUAUUUAACAGGGCUAACAUAUUUGCUAUUAAGUAGCAAAUUUUGGAAUUAUGUGGAAAAAAUUGAUCAAGGCACCAGUUAACAUUACUGUUAAUAGUUUAUUGUUAAAUAAACCACAAAAUAUACAAUAA